Messenger RNA from Colletotrichum truncatum, 1935 nucleotides. Lineage: Eukaryota; Fungi; Ascomycota; Sordariomycetes; Glomerellales; Glomerellaceae. The record is from RefSeq and is a predicted model, not a curated record.
AUGGCAGACGGAGAGAAGAGGGUCGACACAGAGUCACCGGUCCACAAGGACGGUGUCAUCCACCAAGAUGACGCGGCGAGAAAGAAGAGUAUCGCCGAGCUCACUCAGAACCUCGAGGGCGAAAUUCGCAACCCGCUCAAAGGAAUUCCCAAAGCACAGCUUCUCGAGCAGGUUGCCACCUACCAAAAGGCGCAGAACUUGCCGGAUGAUAUCCUCCCACUCCUCCAGAAGGGCGCCUUGGUUGCACAAAACCCAGCUCUAUUCGAGACCAUGGAAGAGCUCGACGAGAGCGAAAAGGUAGCUCUCAGGGAGGAAAUUACCCACAGAUGGAAACAUCCAUGGCCUCUUUACUACACCAUCAUCCUCAACUCUAUCGCUGCCGCAAUCCAGGGGUGGGAUCAGACCGGUUCCAAUGGCGCCAAUUUGGCCUUCCCCGUCGCUCUCGGUAUCCCCGACUCUGCUGGUUCUUCCUGCGGCCCUGUCGCAAACGAGGGGGACUGCGCAAAGAACAGUUGGAUCAUUGGCUUCGUUAACGCCAUGCCCUACAUCACCAUCUGUCUUUUUGCCGGCUGGGUCUCUGACCCCCUGAACGAACUCUUGGGCCGUCGUGGUGUCAUCUUUGUCGCUGCCAUCUUUUCUCUGCUCGCCCCCUUUGGUAUGGCUGUAUCUCAGACAUGGGGCCAACUCGCAGCGUGCAGAAUGCUUCUUGGCAUCGGUAUGGGCUUGAAGGAAGUUACUGUUCCAGUCUUCUCCGCCGAAAACUCACCAACCUUGAUUCGUGGUGGUCUUGUUAUGUCGUGGCAGGUUUGGACAGCCUUUGGUAAAAAACGAACAGGCAUCUUCCUGGGCACAUGCGCGAACCUUGCUGUCGGCAAGACUGGAGACAUCGCCUGGCGCCUCCAGUUUGGCUCUGCCUUCAUCCCUGCCGUGCCUCUUGUGAUUGGCACAUACUUUUGCCCUGAAAGUCCCCGUUGGUACCUGAAGAAAGGCAAGACCAUCAGUGCCUGGAAGUCACUUCUGAAAUUGCGCAACACACCUCUCCAAGCGGCUCGUGAUCUUUACUACAUUCAUGCGCUCUUGGAGGAUGAGGUUGCUCUCGUCAAGGAGGCUGGCCUCAAGACCACCAACAACAUGGUUACUCGCUUCAUUGAACUCUUCACGAUUCCUCGUAUCAGACGUGCGACUUGGGCGUCUGGUAUCGUCAUGAUUGCACAGCAGAUGUGUGGAAUCAACAUCAUAUCAUUCUACAGCGCUACAAUCUUCAAGGAGAGCGGUAUCAGCGAUUACACUGCACUGUGGGCUAGUUUCGGCUUUGGUCUCAUCAACUUCGUCUUUGCAUGGCCCGCUGUGUGGACGAUCGACACCUUUGGCCGCAGAACGCUCUUGUUGUUCACUUUCCCUAACAUGUUCUGGACUCUACUUGCCGCCGGUCUCUGCUAUCUCAUCGAAAAAGACGUCGAGAGCAGCCAAGCUCGUAUCGCGGCGGUUGCAACCUUUGUGUACUUGUUCGCCGCCUUUUACUCUCCCGGUGAGGGCCCUGUGCCCUUUAUGUACUCUGCAGAAGUCUUCCCGCUGUCUCACCGUGAGAUUGGAAUGUCGUGGGCCGUGGCGACCAACAACUUCUGGGGCUCCAUUCUGUCUCUCACUUUCCCUCGCAUGUUGAUCGCUAUGACUGCAACUGGCGCAUUUUCUUUCUAUGCUGGACUGAACUUGGUCGCUUUAGCGUUGAUCUUUUUAUUUGUCCCUGAGACUAAACAGAAGUCACUCGAAGAACUCGACUAUGUUUUCGGCGUGCCUGACCGGAAACAUGCAUCUUACCAACUGUUUACGGUGUUGCCAUGGUGGACUAGACGCUGGAUCUUCCAGAGAAAGGGUGAGGUUUGCCCACCUCUGUACCAUGACGAGAACACCGAGAACCGCAACGGCGAGGAAUGA